Messenger RNA from Magallana angulata, 3573 nucleotides. RefSeq lists its product as uncharacterized. The record is from RefSeq and is a predicted model, not a curated record. NCBI's taxonomy places the organism in Eukaryota, Metazoa, Mollusca, Bivalvia, Ostreida, Ostreidae. Bases 1209 to 2117 code for a protein of 302 amino acids. The transcript is spliced from 7 exons. Gene Ontology annotation, biological process: phosphatidylcholine biosynthetic process.
UAAUUCAAGGUAAUAUGUUUGUUCAUGAAUGUAGCCUAAUCAUUGAAGUAAGGUCAUAUUUCAUACAUGUACAUACAUUGCACCGAGAUGAACAAACAAACCAACACAGAGUUGUGUAUUGACAUGGGAUAAAUUGAUAAAAGAUCAUUGACUUAACUGACACAUGCAUUUCAAUAAUUUAAUUUUGAACUAGGAAUUAUAAACAAGGUACACUUUCAGAGAGCACCUGAAUUCUCAUGUGACCCCCAAAAUAUCAAUAUUUCUAAUCAGAAAUUAUGAAAUGUGUAUAUAUACAUUUAUUCAACAAAUUCUUCAACUUUCUUUUCUUGAUAUUAAAAAUUGCUUAAAAUGGCUUUGUUAGAUAAGUAAAUGCUGGUUAAAGUAAAUAGGUUAAAGCUUCAGUUUAGUGUAAUUUCCAUUCAAAAGCAACAACAGCUUUUACAUUGUUCAAUAAUUCUUCAAAUGCAUUUUAUUGUCAAAUAUUUGCAUAUCCAUUGUCCUUUCCCUCCAAAAGCCCAAUAUGAGGAGCUGCAAAUAUUUUUCUAUACCGGUAAUCGCAAUUGUUCUGUCUGUAUCCGCAAUAUUUAUUUCUUAAAUAUUGUCAAAAUCUGUAAAGAUGAUUAUGUUUUGAAACUGAUGUACUUAUUCAUCAAAAUUGAUUUUAAUAUGUCCUCAAGGCGCCUCAUACCAUUAUUAAGUCAUUCCAGACUAAUAUAGGUUUAAUUGGGCAUACACAUUUCUCUUCCAUAGCAACCAAAUCAAGUACCAGCAGUCAACAAUUAUAACAUAAACAUAAGUGGACUAUCAACCCUUUGUCAUCACUACUGUCUACUAUGUAACACUGAACUGGGUUACUGAAAAUGGAAGGUGUUUAUUUACUCGUGUGACAGUUUUCAUCAGCUGUGAGCUUGAUGAUGUACUUUAAACUUUGACCAACAUCAAUCUUACCCCUCAAAAUAGUACACUACAUGACUGAAUUUCAAUCUACAGCUGCUAGUUUAUAUAUGGGUAGUAGCCAUUCAUUGCUGGCCAUCCUUUUAUCACAGAAGAUAAGAUAAUAUAUCCUGUAGAUAAUGAGCUGAUCUUUUCAUCACUUCUUUGUGCUUAAGGAGAUGGUAUUAAUAAUGGAUUAUGACCAAACUUGGUGAGAUAAGUCAAAAGAUGGUGUCUUUAAUUUGGGACUAGAUAUUAUGUAAAAGGUGUUGAUCAUGGAGGAGUCGGUUCAGAGUUCUGUCCCCUAUAAACAGCUAGAGGCUGGGUCUAAAACAAAUGCUUUAAAGGAGUGGAAGAAGUCGAGGAUCAUUGAGAAGUUUGUGUAUGUGGUGGCUGUAAUAACCAUUAUAUUCCUCACCCAUGCAACUGUCUACGCCCAAUGGCUGCUACCAUACUACUAUGCUGUCAGUACCCCCAUCUUGAUUCUAAUACGGGUCAUCAUGUAUUGGAAAAACAAAUGGCAGUAUUUCCUGUUGGACUUCUGCUACUAUGCCAAUAUUUUGUGGUACAGUUUUAUCUGGGUUCCAUACAAUGAGAAGUUUUUUGCGGUGGUUUUUGCCCUGUCCAACGGCCCCCUGAUCUGGGCAAUGGUGGUGUACAGGAACUCCCUGGUUUUUCACAGCACAGACAAGGUCACCUCUGCCUACAUUCAUAUACUGCCUGCCCUGCUGUCGUUUGGAAUCCGUUGGUACAGAGAAGAAGUAUCCAAGUACUGGUUUGAUGAAUUUGUACCAGAAAUGCUGGAGUUGUCCCCCAUUUGGUUGCUGGUUGUUCCCUUUGCCUGUUUUCUGUUGCACAGUGGAAUUUACUUCCUAGUAAUUCACAUUGUUGCAAAACCCAGUGAGGAGUAUGUGACAAGUUUUAACUACCUCGGAAAGAAGCAGGACAGUUGCUUGUAUAAAACAUUCAAUGUUUGUGGCGAAAGAUGCCGUCCCCUGAUGUUUUACGUCUUCAACUGGUUGUUCUGCAUUGUGAGCCUGGCUGGUGUGUUUAUCUGGUACCACUUUUACACUGCCCACUGUAUAUUCCUUGGUGUCAUGUCCACUGUGCUGAUCAUGAAUGGAGGCAAUUACUACAUAGAUGUGUUUAGUAAACGAGGAUUCGUGGAGGAUGAAUGUGAAUAGAACUGUUGCUAGGUGUCAACAACUCUUAACCUGAUGUAAUUUAUUUCUUCAUCAUCAUCAUCAUCAUUAUCAUCAUCAUCAUCACAGUAUUUUAGUAUCGAAUGACAGUAGACUAUACAAGAUUGCUGUAUGCUUUGUAUCAUUGUUGAUUGUUACAGUGGUUGAGCAUUACACCAUUUAUCUGUUUAGAGUUUGUUAUCUUUAGUGUAUUAUUUAAAAAUCAAGGCAUUUUUACAUGGAAUAGUUUCUUUCUGACUAUUAAUCUAGGUUGUUGAAUUUUUGUUAUGAAGUUUAUUGAGUGAAAAGUAUUAUUUUGCACACUAUGUGUGUGGUGCAUAUUCACUGACAUUGAAGAUAUAGAAAAUGAUAAUGAUAUACAUAAAACAUGUACUUAAUUUGACAUUGUAAAUUAGUGCAAUACUAGUAUACUAUAAUCAUUAUUCAUCACUUUGUUGACACACAUUUUUUAUAUAAGAGUUCAGCUCUGCAGGUUCAGUAUGUCUAAUAUCUUAUUGUAAAUCUGUCUAUCCUUCCAAUAUCUCGUGUAUGGAAUAUAUUUUAGCCCUUUUGCCCAAUAUUUCUCAUACUUUUAAGCCCAUAUCUGCUCAUACUUUAUCAAUGGAAUGCUUAUGGGUGUUAACGGACCCUAAAUUUAGUGAUUAUAUGUCCAGGGUCAAUGUCAUAGCAAAUUGCUUUGUAAAAUUCUUGCCCUAAGCAUAUUGUUUCUUCUUUUGGCUACAUCUGGCUUUAUCAAGUGUUAGGUCAAGGUCAAAGCAGAUCAUUGUAUUGAGCAUAUUUUCUUUCUUUUUAGUCCUGUCCUGGUUUAUAUUUUAACCAAAGAGUGCUUCAAACAAUGACCUUAACAUGGAAAAUAAAUGGUCUUUUCCAUAUGCAUAUAUUGCCAUUUUAAUUCUAGAGUCCUUUGUAAAAGAGGGUCAAUUAGAUAUGGCCACCUUACUUACAGUUCAAACAAUCAAGUUUUAUAUAGUCACAAGAAUGAAUACAUGCAAUAUUUUAUGAUAAGGCACAUGUUCAUGUAUAGUUUAAGUCUUUGUGUAUUUUUGCAUUCCAAUUCUCAUUGUCUUACCCCUGCUUGCCAAAGAUUUUUAGUCGAAUUUUGUAAUUUUUGCCAAAAAUUCAUUUGGCAAUGCACGUUUUAGUAUGGUAUUUAUUUUUUCUUUAAAGUAAGUUUUUUUUCUAUUGCCUGUAUAGUAUCAUUUAAUCUUUGGGGUUUUUUUAAUUUCAAAUAUAUAGUAUUUUUUUAACAUAUGUUCUAUUUAACAGAGAAAUUGACAUGAAUAAAUUUUUAAGAGUUUUAUAAAGUACAUUGUACAAUACUAAAUGUUAUAAUUUAAUUAUUGGUACACUUUUAAAAACAGGUUAAAAACAAAAAAUGAUACUGUUAAAUGACUUUACUUUUUGAUUAACUGUUGUAUUUAUAUAAAAUAAAGUUGAA